Messenger RNA from Linum trigynum, 3862 nucleotides. The record is from the annotation of a GenBank genome assembly. NCBI's taxonomy places the organism in Eukaryota, Viridiplantae, Streptophyta, Magnoliopsida, Malpighiales, Linaceae.
CUCGCCGCUAAUCAUACUUAUAUUCUAACUUUAUGGUUUCCAUCUUCAUUGAUAAGGGCUAGCUUAAAAUAAAAUAAAGAAAGAAAACAUAUACCCGUAACACAGCCUUUCUCCCCAAUUUAGAGGUAGGUUUUCACAGUAAAUAAUCCCUCCUACUUCCCUCCCCUUCAUACUAUUUAUGUUUAAAAGUACAAGUGAAAACAUCUAGGGACUCCCACUUUUCUCUCAUCUUUUCCCUUCACCCCAUUUUCCCUAGUUAAGCGACAAAGGGUUAGGGGUGUUUAAACGGUGUGAUUACCUACCUGGUAACCAUUUUAACAGUAGUAUUUGAUAACGGUUUCGUUUGAUUAAAUUUUUUAUCUUGUUUGAUUUAGGUGGUUUGGUUUCAAACAUUCCUAACAAUUCAAACCAAAUUAACUAGUUAAGUAAUUAGUCAUAUAUCUCAUAAAUAUUAUGUACACAUACUUAAUAUUUUGCAUAACCACUCAAGUGUUAAACGUCCUCCCUCUUAGGUUCAUAAAAAGUAAAAUUCAAUAUUGUUCAUAUACUAUAUAUUUGUAUUUGUAGAGUGUAGACCACAACAUAUGGACUCUUAUUUUAGAAAAAACUCGUACAAUAUGUUGGAUGAAAACUUGAAACUUGAAAGGAAGGUCUGUUUCAUCCUAUGACAAUUGCUAAGAGAAUACGUCAAUUUACAAAAUACAACAAUUCAUUAACCCCAUUCCAUUGAUAUAUAUAUUAUGUUACGUGAAUACUUCUAUUGACAAUAAGAUAAUUGUAUUAGUAACAUGCAUUUUUCGGCGUCGCCGGCCGUCGUCACCCCCGUCGCCGGCCACUUUCCGGCGGGUUUUCCAUCGACUUUCCGGCUGAUUUUCCGGCGAGCUUCCCGGGCAAUUUUUUGCUCCUUUUCGCGUCCCUCACCCAUUUCUUUGCGUCGCGUCUACAGUUCCACUUGAGUUUCCAGGUGUGUUUCUUGUUAACUAUUCUCUUUCUGGAAAAAAUCGAACUGUAGAUUGUAGGACCGAGAACUGUGUUUGCCUGGCAUGAUUGAAUUAGGAUAGGGUGAGGGAUGCCUUGAGUAUGAAUGGCUAUGGCUAUUGUGUGUGUGCUGCCCGUGUGAUUGAAUUGGUCGGUUAUGUUUGAUUCUUGCCUUGAUUAUGGUUGAGUGCUUGCGAUUCAACCGGUUAUGGUUAAAACUGUUAGCCUAGGUGGUCCUUAAGUGUGGGGGAAGUGAUGAACCCAUACUGUUGGUCCUGACGAGUUUUUUCUUGGCUCCACCUUUGGUAUGUUGAUUUUGCAGGAGCAUGUCACUCGAACAUCUGUUCGUGCAGGACCUACGCCUGCACCCGGAUUACGCGGACCAGUUCCCCAAGGUCACCCGCGGGAAACUAGAGCGCCACCACCAUAUGGAGUGGGGAGUAUUCGAGCAGCUCCAUUGCUUACAUGAGCUCUCCACCGCCAUCAGCCACCACGAUUGGCGGACGUUGCUGACUAUCGAAGAGCCCACCUACACCUAGCUGGUGUGGGAGUUCUACACCACUUUCCACUACCGCCCCAAAGCGGCCCGAGACUCCCACGCAGUUACUUUCAGGCUGGGUGGCCACCCACGGGAGCUAACCAUUGACGGGUUGGCCUACACCAUGGGGAUCCAGUACCACCCCUUCUCGCGCCACGAGGUCAAGGUCCUGAACCCGACAGACUGGAACCAGGAUGCAUUUUACCGCCAAAUAGCCAGAGGCGCCUAUGGGUACGACUACUUCUACGCCGGCCAGACAUCCGUCCGCACCCUCAAGCCGCAGUGGCACAUCCUCAAUCUGCUGAUCACCCGCUCCAUCGUCCCCAAUGUCACCGGUUCGCACAAGACCCCGAAGCCGGUGCUCUACGCCAUGUACUUGAUGGGGUACCCGGAGCAUAUGCUGCACUUGGGUUCUUUCGUGGCUACCACUUUCUCUCGGUGCCACGGGAAACCCAACCAUCUCUUCUGUGGUCCCCUGACCACCCGCCUGGCACGCCAUUUCGACAUCGACUUCGAGGGACUCACGAAUUCUUCUGCACGGGGCGACUCCACCCCCCUCAGCCGGGACGUGCUUCACAAUGCACUCCUCCUGACCACUGAUGGCACCCGCUCCUGGGUGGAUGGGCUCUCCAUGCCCCCUGAGGAGGAUGAGGAUCUCGAUGAGGACGAGGAGGACGAUGACUACUCCGGCGGAGAAGAGGAUGAUGGCGGGGCCAUGGAUGCUGAUGAGCCGGAGCCCCCACUCUCUCCACCAGGGGACCUUCAGCCACGACGGAGACCCGAGAGAGGCGAGUCCUACUCCGAUCCUUUUGGUCUGUCGAUGGCUUCUGGCCCGUCGAUGGACUUCUGCACGGAGUAGUUCCAGCAGAUGGGGCUCCAGUUCCAGUAGCUCAGACUUCAGAACCGGCAGCUCAUGGAUCAUCAGUUCCAGUUCUACAAGCAGUAUUCGGCCCACCAGACCGAGUACCAGUCCAGGCUGACAGUUGUAGACGAGCGCCUCGAUCGGAUGGAGGCCCAAAUGGGAGUCACUGGUGCUCUCAUUGAGCGAGAGUGGGAUCGCAGCCGCCAAAUGAUGGAGUACCAGGAGAAUAUGCUCCAGUCCUGUCACCCGCCAGAGGAGCACCACUGGACCACACGGUGGGACCACUCACCACCCCCACCACCACUGACAGAUGGAGUCGACGACCUCAUGGACCAGAUCGACUUCACCGGGCUCGAGUUGGCUGUAUUCGUGGCCCCAUUUUGUGUUGUUUUCGUUUUUGUCAGAGUGCAAACUGUCUUGUGUGUUGGUUUAUUUUCUUUCUUUUUAUUUUUCUUUUGGAUGAUGUACUAUUGGGCUGACCAUUGGACCUAACAGAUUGUGUUUGAGUUCUUUUGUUCCCUUUAGCUGUGCUUUGUCCAUGACUGGUCCCCUCUCUAGUCCGCUUCACUCCGACUGGUCCCCUUUCAGUCUCAUGCAGUCCGUGCACAUCGGUAACAUCGUUCUCCUUAUCCUUCCCUCUUCUCCAUUGAGAGCUAUGUCGAUCUUAAGUGUGGGGGGGGGGAUGUUUCUCUUUUGACUGCAUUAGAUCUGUUUGUGUGAUUGGAGCCUAGUCCACUGUCCAAAUUUCGGUUUGAGGGCCCCAAGUACAUGUUUCCUUGCAAAUUGCCUGCUCAGUAUGCUUUGAAUUGACAGUAUCUAUAGUAAUGUGCAACCUAGGGAGGUAGUGUAGCACUAUGGAGGAUGUUGAAGUAUAAGAUUUUUCCUAUCUAGUUCUCUGCUGUGCCAAUUGAUUUUGUGAAUUAGUGGAGCUAAGACCAAUGAAUUCAUGUGGUAAUGGUGACUCUGUUUGGAUUGUGUUAUGGACUCGUGUAUCGAACAUGGUGCUCAUGUGGAAAAUGAAAAGCAGUUCGUCCUCCAUGUCGAAAUCAAUGAAAGCUUAAAACAUGGGAUAAGCCCAACGUGUGCGGAACCGUUCAUUGCACAAAAUCGGGUUUUGGAGGAGAUUUUAGUGAUCCUUAUGGGUUACUCCUACAAGGUGAAGCUAAGCUGUCUCUAGUACAAGUAAAACUUCCACCCGUUGAACGGUUUGCCUACUUGAGGAUGUGUUUUUAAGGGCACGGAUAGAGCUUCCGACCCCCCUUAAUUUCAUUGACCCUCCACACGAGUUGAGGAAAAGGAUUUAAAAGAAGUACUCUGGCGAGCGCCAGAUGUACAGAAAUUGCUCUUGCUCGACUAAUAAGGGUCGACCGUGCAAAAGACUGCAGUUGGAACCCCCGCUAAGUGAAUGAAAAAAGAACAAGAGAAAUGUAAAUGAAAGUGCAAAAGAAGGGGUUCCAACGGUGAAAUGAAGUGAAAGAGCACCC